Messenger RNA from Annulohypoxylon truncatum, 1259 nucleotides. Its product is annotated as Aldehyde/histidinol dehydrogenase. The record is from RefSeq and is a predicted model, not a curated record. The coding region runs from base 96 to 1196 and encodes 366 amino acids. The transcript has a single exon. Lineage: Eukaryota; Fungi; Ascomycota; Sordariomycetes; Xylariales; Hypoxylaceae. Gene Ontology annotation, molecular function: succinate-semialdehyde dehydrogenase (NAD+) activity.
AGUAUUUAAUAGGAACUUGAAUAGUUGGGCUUCCAUCUAUCUUCCUCAAGACUUGCCGUCGCAUUCUUCCUCAGAAUCGACCUACCUACCUAAACAUGGCCGCCUCGUUAACCUCAAGCCUGAAAGACCCUGGCCUCCUAGUUGAAGGCGCAUAUAUAAACGGUCAAUGGGUAUCUUCCAGGUCUAAGAAGACCUUCGAGGUUCUAAAUCCCGCUUCUGGUGAGGUUAUUGGGGCUUGUCCCGAGUCAACGCUGGACGAUCUUAACGAUGCAAUCAGGGCCUCUUCUCAAGCAUUCCCCAUAUGGAGAGCGCUGUCCGGGCGUCAGCGUGGACGCAUCUUGCGACGUUUCUUCGACCUAAUCGUCGAGAAUAAGGAAGAUAUCGGCAAAAUUAUCACCGCCGAAAAUGGGAAAUCCCGGGGAGACGCCGAGGGUGAGGCUCUAUUCUCGGCUGGCUUCUUCGAAUGGUUUGCCGAAGAAGCGCCCCGAAUAUACGGCGAUGUUGUUCCACAUACCACACCGAAUGGCAGAAUUCAGAUCCUUAAGCAACCGAUUGGUGUUUGCGGUCUUAUCACGCCUUGGAACUUCCCUAUGGCAAUGGGUGCUCGGAAAAUCGCCGCAGCGCUUGCUGCGGGAUGCACUGUCGUACUGAAGCCAGAUGGUUUAACACCAUUUUCGUCCAAUGUCCUAGCUGUGAUUGGCGAGCGCGCUGGUAUCCCCAAGGGGGUUUUCAACGUGGUGACCGCACUUGAGAAUACUCCGGCGCUUGGUCUCGCUCUCUGCCAGUCUGACAUAGUAAAGAAGAUCUCGUUUACGGGUUCCACGAGAGUCGGCAAGCUAUUGAUGCAGCAAUCGAGCAGUACCUUGAAAAAGCUCAGCUUAGAGCUUGGGGGGAACGCCCCGUUUAUCGUUUUCGAGGAUGCGGACGUCGAGGUGGCCGUAGCAAGCGCCAUCGUGAGCAAAUUCAAGGUGACUGGUCAGACAUGCGUAUGCGCAAACAGGAUAUUCGUGCAGGAGGCCAUUUACGAUAAGUUCAGCAAGAGGCUUAUAGAGGAGGUGGGAAAAUUCCAUGUUGGCAAUGGAAUUCAAGAAUCCGUUACCUACGGAGGUGCACAGGGCUCAGAACGAAAUAACGCGGUUUUUUAUUGCGCAAGCCCCGGGGGUGGUAAACGAAAAAAGGAAAAGACAUAUAUGUAAGUAUGUAAAGGUACGAUUGUUUUUACGCAUAUUUAUGCAUUGAAGUAAAUUUAUGAAGAUAGC